GGCCUUUCGAUCCACGGCUUCACUGCGGAGUUCAACGCGAUGGGACAGUUUGCCGGCGAAGUCUUCUUUGCAAGAUCUUACCCGAAACCGGAGACUACUGAAGUGACAAAUAAUGAAAGGAGGAACACAAAUUCAACAUUUAUCCUCCCGAACACCUCCUCGCAUUCGAAUGACCCACUGAGAGGCAAGACAGAUCAUCAUUCGCAAAUCACUGACAAUAGCGGGUUCAAGUAUAUUUCCAGUCCGACACCAAUUAAACCAGCGAUUGAGGUGGCUCAAGCGCCAUCUAUGGGCCAAAUCAAUGGCAACGGAGGCGGUGUAACAACUGCUACCCAACCGGCUCUCCUUCGAUGUGCUUACGCUGGAAAUCAACUUCAAAUAUCCACGGGUCUGAUACCUAACCACGCUGGUGUUCAAAUUAUUGAGAAACCUAUGCAGAUUCAAUCAGCAGCGUUUCCGCAGACUGCUACUGGAGUACCGACGCAUUCAGGAUUGACUGUCAUAUCUGAUGGUAUGCAGACUACUCCACUCAACUGUGAUCAGAGGAUUUUCCCUGGAGCUACUGGAACUCCAUACCUGCAGUUAGAUCAAUCUGGAAGUCGUAGUGCCACGACGUUCCUUCAGAAUCGUCAGUUGUGCACGGUUAUUGGCUUGACUCAAAAAGCAAUGACCCAGUAUGAGACAUCAAUGUCGACUGUAACAGCUGGAACAGCGACUAUGACAACUCAGACUACACCCACAAGUGGUUACCUGACUUUGAAUCCAACUCAGCAGACACCGAAUACUCAAGCCGCAACGAUAAUUGUUGGACAUCAUGAAGGAAACUCGGGAACUGUUCAAUAUGCUAACGACAAAGUGGAUUCGAUUAAUCUUUUAUCACCAAACGCUGGUCCAGGUUGUAUUUCUCUACCUCCGAGAUCAGCUCGAGUAUUCCAACUCAUUCUUCCACAGUCGGCGACAGCUUUGUCCCUUCGUCCACAUCCAGGAUCUAUGGGAUCUGUUAUCCAACUAACAACUACUGGCUCACAGAAUCUUGGAACAACCACAAUUCCACUGAAACAGACGCCAAUAAUGCUGGAAGCUGGUAUGGAAACUCAGUCAACUAAUUCAGCCAACACAUCGACUAUUGAAGAGACGCAGAUUCAAGAAAGUGCAACAAUGGAACUUCAACAACCCGGGGAAAUUAUGGAUACACACAAAGCUGAUUCCUCCUCACUACUAACUAUGGCGGAAUGGGAACAAGUAAGAACCCCACUCUUGUAUAAUGAAGCACGCAUGUUCCAUUAG
This is a messenger RNA of Rodentolepis nana, 1287 nucleotides long. The record is from the annotation of a GenBank genome assembly. NCBI's taxonomy places the organism in Eukaryota, Metazoa, Platyhelminthes, Cestoda, Cyclophyllidea, Hymenolepididae.